Molecule: messenger RNA, 1065 nt
Organism: Trypanosoma grayi
Lineage: Eukaryota; Euglenozoa; Kinetoplastea; Trypanosomatida; Trypanosomatidae
Product: farnesyl pyrophosphate synthetase
Exons: 1
Coding region: 1-1065 (354 amino acids)
Biological process (GO): isoprenoid biosynthetic process; ubiquinone biosynthetic process
Cellular component (GO): transferase complex
Molecular function (GO): prenyltransferase activity
Source: RefSeq, a predicted model, not a curated record
AUGAUCAGACGUGCAGCGGCAACGGCCGCCAGUCCCAGCGCCAUGCUGACGGAGAACGGACGCCCAUUCGCAAUGGUUGCGCGUGAGGUCAAGGCAAUGCAGCAGCAUAUAGUGGGACUUGUUGCUAAUAAAGACAAUGAGGUCCUCGACCACGCUGGCAAGUAUUUGUUCAAGGCGGGUGGAAAGCUGCUGCGCCCUACAUUGGUGGCUAUGAUGGCGCACGCAUUGCUUCCCCCGCAUGUCAGCAAGCACAUGCAGGAAAGCAGCAUCGGCUCCCUUGACGACAUCACCAUCGGAACCAUUCGGCCGUUCCUGCGGCUCGGGGAGGUCACGGAGAUCAUACAUACCGCAUCCCUUGUCCACGAUGACGUGAUUGACAACAGCGACACGCGGCGCGGGCAGCCGGCGCUGCAUUGCGUGUACGACGCAAAGCGCGCAGUGCUGGCGGGAGAUUACCUUCUCGCCCGCGCCUCACUGUGGAUCGCGACUCUCUGCGUUCCACGCAUUGUGGUGCUCAUGACCACGGCGCUAGAGGAUCUCACCCGAGGUGAACUGAUGCAGAUGGACGGCUGCUUCGACCUGGAGCGCUAUGAGCAAAAGACGUACUGUAAGACAGCCUCCCUUAUUUCGAACUCCCUUGCGUCAACGGCGGUGCUCGCCAGCCCGCAGAACGCCGCGUACGAGGAAGCAGCAGCCACGUUUGGCAAACACUUGGGAAUUGCCUUUCAAAUCGUUGACGACUGUCUCGACAUCACAGGAGAUGAGAAGAACCUUGGCAAGCCCAAGAUGGCCGACAUGAAAGAGGGCAUCGCGACACUGCCGGUCCUUCUCGCUUCGCAGAAGGAUGCAUGCGUCGCCGCGGCGGUGCGGCGCCGUUUCAGAGAACCCGACGACGCGGCGGUGUGCAUGGAGGCGGUGGAGAAGCACGGCUGUGUCGCAGAGGCUCUCCAGCACGCCGACCAGCACUGCCGCCGCGGCGUAGAGGCACUGCACACGCUCCACCACUCGCAGGCGCGGGACUCUCUUGAAGCGGCGAUGAGCCUCAUCCUAACGCGGCAGAUGUGA